Messenger RNA from Ctenopharyngodon idella (grass carp), 4157 nucleotides. RefSeq names its product leucine rich repeat containing 32 (gene lrrc32). Gene Ontology annotation, molecular function: protein binding. Lineage: Eukaryota; Metazoa; Chordata; Actinopteri; Cypriniformes; Xenocyprididae. The record is from RefSeq and is a predicted model, not a curated record.
AGAGAUGUGUGUUCAUCAGCCUACAUUUCCUAAAAAGGCUAGCCUAAACAGCUAAGAAAUUUGACAGAAUGGACAAAAUAAGAAUUUCAUUGUAGCUACUGAAGGAGGCCUAAAGAUCGUGAAUCUUAAAAAAAAAAAAAGCGCGUUCACUGACAGCGAGUGGCGCGACCCGACAAAUGAACAAUUAAUGCGUUUUUUCCUCAUAUUUUUUCUUAUGUGACUUAUUCUGUCAGUAGCAAAAUAAUAACUUUUUUUUUUUUAAAUCUGUGUUCUGUUGACAAUGGGUGUAUUAUUGUUAAAUGUAGCCUAUUAUACACAACUGCAUAUUAUAAACAUGCCAACUCUUUUUUUUUUUUUUUGGCAAUAGCCUAUUUAAUUAUUUUAUUUUUUAAUUCAGCGUUGCUGUUUUCUUCUUUGACUCGACAGAAGACCAACUAAACGGGAAAAACGGAAAUAAAAACCAAAAGCAAAGCGCUUGAGGAAAGAGCAAGAGUUUUCCCGCGGGAGUCCUGAAUGACGCCCGGGCGGGAAUCCCUGAAGAUGCGGCGGGAACAGACGGCCAUGUAUACAACACAAACAGACAAAGCGAUUUCUUUUAAUUACACGGUUUAUUUUAAACGCGGUUAAUGUGGUAUUCGCACUUGUACGAUUUCUACAGCGCUUCAUACACUACAGAUCGUUUCUGUAGAUAAAAAUGAAAAUAACAGAAUCAAUGACGCAAACAUCAUCAGAUAUAUGAGACAAAAGUGUCGAUAACUAGCUUCUUCCAUUAUGCAAAAUACAAAUUAGAAAAGAAAACUGAAAUAAACGGCAACCGCAUCAAACCUAAAAAUAUAUUAAGCAAACACAGACUGACUAACCGCUUACACGAUCGAUAAAAGAUAAUGAGCAGGUUGUGGAAAGUGUUCGAAUGAGGUGCAUGUUAAUUUACUACGAAUUUACAUAAGGAACCAAACGCGUUUAACGUGUUUUAGGAACAGAGAGAGAGAGAGACACACACACACACACACACACACACACAGAGAGAGAGAGAGAGGGACAGAGAGGGAGGAGAGGUCAGAUCUGUCCAAUCCUACGGCUGGAGCUCAAAAGGAAAAAACAAGUAAGUUUGCAGGAUAUUCUCACAGGAUGAGGAGACACUGAGGAGAGCAGCAUGAGACUGACAGCAGCAGAGAACAGCACUGGACAAGCACACUACUGAGCAUCAUGGGGUCGCGUCUCUGGAUUCUGAUGCUCGUGGUCCAUCAGGUCUCGCCGUUCAGGCGUCCGGCAGAAGCUUCGCCCUGUCGAGUGCUCCAGGAUGACAUCGACUGCAGCAGUCUGAACCUCAGAUGGAUCCCGACGCAACUUCCGGCCAUCAUCCACCGGCUCGAUCUGUCUCAGAACCUCCUGCAGAACCUCACGGAGCAAGAGCUUCCGCCGUCCUACUCCAGCAUCCGGCAUCUGGACCUUCACGGCAACAACAUCCAGUUCAUCCAGCCGGGCCUCUUCCAAGACAUGAGCCGUCUGGAGGUGCUGGAUCUGUCGGAAAACUCACUGGAUCUUUACGCAGCUCUGAAAACACACGUCGGCCCGCUCACGUCCGUGCGGCGACUGGAUUUGUCAGGAAACGGCCUGUUUACGGAUAUGAGCGAUUACUUCCUGAGCGACGCCCCGGUACUUGCCAACCUCUCCUUAGAUGGGAACAGCAUCACUAAAAUAGGCAGACACACAUUCAACGGAUCUCAGGCUCUAACAAACAUCGACCUACAUAACAACGUCAUCAUAGAGAUCGAAGAAGGCGCUUUUGAGUCCUUGACAGGACUCUCCGAACUUGACUUGUCCAUGAACUCCAUUUCGUGCAUCACAGACUUUAACCUCGUUCAGCUCAAAAUGCUGAACUUGAGCAAAAACAGCUUGACGAACUUCCAGGCCGACGAGUCGGAUCAGGAGUUUGAGCUUCUGUAUUUGGACCUGAGGGAAAACAAAAUCCUCUACUUCCCCGUCCUCCCCCAGAGGAACAAACUCAUAUACCUGGACUUGUCCAGAAACCUCUUGAGGAGCGUAAACUGCUCGGGUCCAUUAGAAGAGCUGGAGAACCUGAAGGAUAGCGGGUAUCUGUUGACCGAUUACGACAAACCCCUUUCCCUCUGCGGCAAUCAGAGGCACCAGGAUCUUCCCAGCUUGCUCUACUUGGACUUGAGCUACAACCAGCUCAAAGCGCUUCCGUCCUCGUUCUUCAGCAGUAUGAUCGCUCUGGAGAGUCUGAACGUCAGUAAUAACUGUUUAGAGAGCUUCAGCGUGGACGGUCUGAACUCUUUGAAGACUCUGGACAUCAGCUCCAACAACCUCCAGAACCUUUUCUUCGGAGGGAACGCGCUGGCCGCGUUGGAGGUUCUGCACUUGGAGGGCAACGCUUUCCAAACUUUAGACACCAGCAUUUUCGCAAGGCUCCCCAGCAUCCAGAGUCUUCACCUUCAGCAGAACCAGCUCAGCAUUUGUUUUCCUCUGGACGGUCCAACGGGCGGCUGUGUCCAACUCUCCUCUAUCCCAACCCUGAGGUAUCUGUACCUCUCGGAGAACGGGCUGUUGUCCCUUCCGCCGGGGUCGUUCCAAGGCAGCCCGCUGCUUAUUCUGGAUCUCUCACAGAAUCCCGGCGUGGACGUCGUCCCGUCGUCCCUCACAGGUCUGGAGUCGUCUCUCUCCCAUCUUUCCCUAAAAGGAAACCAGCUGCAAUCCCUGUCCAUCGACUUCAGCCUCUUCCGGAACCUGAAGUCCUUGGAUCUGUCGGUGAACCGGCUCACGGAAGUCUCUCUGUGGAGCGGAGAUUCCUCCGUGGAGUCCUUGAACCUGCAGAACAACAGUUUGGUAACGCUCCCAUCGGACAUGAUCAUCGCUCUGCAUAAAACGCUCCGAACUUUAUACGUGGGCUCAAACCCGCUGAGCUGCUGCAGAAACCCGCACCUCCUCACGCUGCUCCAGCAGGACAGACUCUCUGUGCCGGACAUCGCCAGCGCCACCUGCUGGAUCACCAGAGACUCGGAGAGCAUGGAGAUCGGCGUGAGCUCGGUGCAGGCGGAGCACUGCGAGUCCGCGGACGGGAAAGUGUUGUGGAUUAGCGUGAUCGUGGUGCUCGCGCUGGGACUGGCGCUGGUUUUGACCGUCACAUUAAAACUCUGUCACUCAAAGAGGCAUGGAUUCAACAGAGGCAUCAAAGUGUGAAUCUAAAGAAGGAAAAGAAACCAAAGCGCUCUCACCUGACUGUGGUGCCGCAUGCAUGACAUUGGGUUUCAGUAUGUGAUGCGUGGGUGAUCUGGAACAAAUCAGCCUGAUCGCCAUCACAAAUGCAUGAAACUCUUGCGUUCAAAACCACGUCCCUCAAACUGCACGAACUAUCUAGCAAAAAGAACUUUUACAGGAGAUCCUGGGCAGUAACACUACACUUUCUGAUGUAUAUUGCAUGCACUUUACCGACUGUGAUUUGUGACUAUUGGAGUGAAAUGUACCUGUGAAAUGUUUGCAUAUUGCAAAACCGCCUUUGACCAUUUGUUGUUUCAAAUGCAAAACAUGUUGCAAACACUUGAGUGUUUCAGAGAGUUCUAGAGCGAGACGGGUGAUUGUAGGAGUGUAAUGUUGUGCAUUAGCCGAAGGAAUUUCAUCAUACACAGGAAGUGUUUUUACUGGGACACCUGCAGCCGAGCGCCGCUUUCCUGUUGUUGAGCUCAGUUUCCUAUCCUGGCGUUGAUGAUUUAUUCAUUCAAACUCAGUUACACUCAGUGGUGUUUGACAAGUUUAGCUCUGCACACAAACCGGCCGCGAUGUUUGUUUGGUCUUUUUUUAGAUAUUUCCAGCCUGGUGCAGGAAUAAGUUUGACCCUGGUGUCUAUAUCAGAUGUUGGAUAAAGAUAGACAGGAAAUCCCUGUCACAUCAUCGCCGCAGAUAUUAUUGGUGCGGCAAUGAAAGGAGCUUCCUCCUAUCGGUCUGAGUCAUGGCCGCCGGCGUCACGCCCCCUUCUGCUUUCCAGCUACACAUGACAUUACCAAACCCGCAGGAGUCACACACACGUCAUGUAUGAGCCGCCACUACUAUAUGAAGGAACUAUUACCACAAUGUUUGUAUAAUGAACUACUGUGUAAAUCUAUUUAUGAAGUAUUUUCCUAAAUAAAAGUUCUCUGUUA